This is a messenger RNA of Thyridium curvatum, 504 nucleotides long. RefSeq lists its product as uncharacterized. The record is from RefSeq and is a predicted model, not a curated record. NCBI's taxonomy places the organism in Eukaryota, Fungi, Ascomycota, Sordariomycetes, Thyridiales, Thyridiaceae. The transcript has 4 exons. Bases 1 to 504 code for a protein of 167 amino acids.
AUGGUUUACUCUGUCGACCUUUUUGCCACCAACCUUAGCCCCUGGGACUGGGUCCCAACUUGGCAGCAAACGGUCGUAUCUCAUGGCUACAACACAUACGCUCCCCAGGUGAUUGUGUCGGGCCAGGCUGAUGGGAAGGCUGGUGUGUUCGAAGCCGCAAGGGGCACCUGGACUGGCACCACGGGCGCGUCUGUCUAUGAUUGGCCCGGAGAUGGCACCAAUAUCGUUCUUCUGAUCGACAUGCCUUAUGUCGGCGACAACUCUUGCCGGACCGCUUUCUUGCCUAAGGACUUUUUCUAUCCCUCGGACGAUCAGGGGUGGAACUGGGAUCCGAAUGGCAACACGGAGGACAUGGUAAACAAGUUUGCAAACAGAAACUACGGCAAUACACAGGCCAAGGGCCUCGAUGGAAAGUACUAUGAAUUGUCUUGCGUGAUCAGCCAAGGAACACAAGUCGAUGCCCACUUUACCAUGCAACCCGUCGCCAAUAGCACUACCAAGUAG